Prorocentrum cordatum is the source of this 1086-nucleotide messenger RNA. Lineage: Eukaryota; Dinophyceae; Prorocentrales; Prorocentraceae. The record is from the annotation of a GenBank genome assembly.
GCAGCCAUGCGCGAGUUGGUGCACAUCCAGGGUGGCCAGUGCGGUAACCAAAUCGGGGCAAAGUUCUGGGAAGUAAUUUCUGAUGAGCAUGGUAUCGAUCCUACAGGCACUUAUCAUGGAGAUUCCGACCUCCAGCUCGAGCGCAUCAAUGUCUACUACAAUGAGGCCACAGGUCAUUAUACGGAGGGCGCGGAAUUGAUCGACAGCGUGUUGGAUGUGGUCCGCAAGGAAGCAGAGGGAUGUGAUUGCCUUCAAGGGUUUCAGAUGUGUCAUUCACUCGGAGGUGGCACUGGAGCUGGCAUGGGGACGUUGCUCAUUUCCAAGGUGAGAGAGGAAUAUCCCGACAGGAUCAUGGAGACAUUCAGUAUCAUUCCGUCCCCAAAGGUGAGCGACACAGUCGUGGAACCAUACAACGCGGUUUUGUCUUUCCACCAGUUGGUGGAGAAUGCCGACGAGUGCUUCUUACUUGACAAUGAGGCCCUUUAUGACAUAUGUUUCCGUACGCUGAAGCUGACUACGCCCACGUAUGGGGAUUUGAAUCACUUAGUGAGUGCAGCGAUCAGUGGUGUCACUACUUGCUUGCGCUUCCCUGGGCAGCUGAACUGCGACCUGCGCAAGAUUGCUGUGAACUUGAUACCAUUCCCGCGCCUGCACUUUUUCAUGACUGGCUUCGCGCCUCUCACGUCCCGUGGCUCCCAGCAGUACCGCGCGCUGACCGUGCCGGAGGUCGACGAACAAAUGCUUAACGUGCAGAACAAGAACUCUUCAUAUUUUGUGGAGUGGAUUCCUAACAACAUCAAGGCUUCCGUGUGCGACAUCCCCCCAAAGGGCCUCAAGAUGGCAGUUGCUUUCGCAGGUAACUCAACAGCAAUUCAGGAAAUGUUUAAGCGUGUUGCUGAGUACUUCACAGCGAUGUUCCGGCGCAAGGCAUUCCUGCACUGGUACACUGGCGAGGGCAUGGACGAGAUGGAGUUCACCGAGGCGGAGAGCAACAUGAACGAUCUUGUCUCUGAGUACCAGCAGUACCAGGAUGCCACUGCGGAGGAGGAGGGCGAGUUCGAUGAGGAGGAGGACGGCGAACAGUGA